AUGGAGGAAGAGAUGGACAUAGACGUGGUUGCAGAUGAGAACGGGGAGCAGAUAAAUUCUGAACAAGACGUCCCAAGCCGUGCAGUCGACGAACCUUUAGAGGACGAUGAUGACGAUCGGACGUAUAGUGCUUCUUCAAAUGGGUCGUCCUACGCUGAAGACGAGGAUGGCGUUCCAGUGGUUGCGCUCAAAAAGAAGAGUUUCAACCCGACUCCAGCUGUGCACGCUGCGCCUGCGGAGUUACCCUCCAAUACACGACUGAAGAUUAAAGUGAACAAACUCUUUGUCACAGCAGAGUGGAAAUGGAUUGAAGGAGGCGAUGACACUUGUGGAAUCUGUCGGAUGCCUUUUGAGGCAUGCUGUGUGGAUUGCAAAUGUCCAGGCGACGAAUGUCCUCUAGUGCUCGGCCAGUGUAAACAUCCCUUCCAUAUGCACUGCAUCGUAAAAUGGACUGACGCACAAAACACACCUAAACCGCAGUGUCCGCUCUGCCGACAGGAAUGGAAAUUCGCUGACUGA
Messenger RNA from Cooperia oncophora, 519 nucleotides. NCBI's taxonomy places the organism in Eukaryota, Metazoa, Nematoda, Chromadorea, Rhabditida, Trichostrongylidae. The record is from the annotation of a GenBank genome assembly.